Messenger RNA from Nematostella vectensis (starlet sea anemone), 4170 nucleotides. RefSeq names its product tripartite motif-containing protein 45. Gene Ontology annotation, cellular component: nucleoplasm; chromatin. The coding region runs from base 465 to 2312 and encodes 615 amino acids. The transcript is spliced from 6 exons. The record is from RefSeq and is a predicted model, not a curated record. Gene Ontology annotation, molecular function: zinc ion binding; ubiquitin-protein transferase activity; protein binding. Gene Ontology annotation, biological process: positive regulation of DNA-templated transcription. Lineage: Eukaryota; Metazoa; Cnidaria; Anthozoa; Actiniaria; Edwardsiidae.
UUUCGCCAGAACACGCGCAUGCGCAUACGUUAUUCAGCACUGUCCACCGCAUACAAUAUACACAAGAUUAUUGCUCGAGCGAGCGAGAGCAGCACUUCUUUCGGUCAUCGUGUCGAUUUGAGUUUGCUGUGGAACAAGCCGCCGCCAUCUUGGAAACGAAAUCUCUCGUCCCCUCCCCCGAUGCGCAAUUAGUAGUCUAUGCGCUGACUUUCCAGCUUCGAUUUGGACGGACUCUGUCUGUCAGUGGAAACCAAGAUUUGGGCUACGUUUGGCAGUCGGCGAUACAAAGCGGCCAUGAUUUCACGCACUUGCCCUGUGUUUACAAUAAUGUUGAAAGCUCCUUCUUCGAUUUAUACCGCGAAUAUGAUGGCGAUAUCAAGUAAUUAUUUGUUUCUCCGAAACCGCUAGAACGACAACAAGAUACUGUCUUCAAGGAUAAUUGCUCUCAAGUUUUGAUUUGCAGUAUGGCUGAUUCUGAGACGAAGCCUAAAGAUGUCAGUGAUGUCACAUGCUCUCUUUGCCUGGAGCAGUACCAAGACCCGCGAGUGCUAGCCUGUCUGCACACUUAUUGCCGACACUGUCUGGAAAGUCUGGUAGAGCACAGCCAGGAACGCACAGUGUCUUGCCCCCAGUGCCGGGAAAAAAUAGUGAUUAGUGUGGAAGAGGUAAAAGAUCUAAAAGUAGACUUCAUGCUGAAUGAUAUGAUUGAAAAGAUGUCGCUGGAUCAGGAAAAUAAAGUCGACAUCUCUAUCACUUGUGAAACCUGCCAAAGUGAUGUUGCUACUGGGAGAUGUGAUGAUUGCUGUGAGUUUAUGUGUGAGUUCUGUAUCACAUCUCACAGACGAUUACUGCGCACAAAUCAGCACAAGAUAAUAGGUCUGAAAGAGGCCACAUCGAAAGGCAAGUCAAGCUGCAAGUCACACUAUUGCCCAAGGCACAAAGGAGAGAGGCUCACUUUGUUGUGUGACACUUGUGACGAACUGAUUUGCCAAGAUUGUGCAAUCACUACCCACCAAUAUCACAAGAUCAACUUCACUAGCAACAUUAUAGAUCGAGAGAAAGACGAAAUUAAGGCGAAAGUGGAAGAAGUAAAAUCCAAGCAAACCGAUUCAUCCCAACUACAUGAUAAAGUCGUAAAUGAAAAAGCUCGAAUAGAAGCACAGAAAAAUUCGUUGACGUCUGAAAUUGACGACUUUAUAAACGCACAGAUCAGUGCUUUGGAAAAGGUGCGUUCAAAUCUAAAAGAUGAGGUUAUCUCUGAUUAUGAGAAGAGAAAUAAGCAGCUUGAUUGUUACGAAGAUUUUCUCUCUAUUUUCAUCGCAAACUGCAAUAGCUGUGUGAAGUUCGCAGAGCGUGUAUGUCAGGCGGGUCCAGGAAACGAAGUUGAGGUGUUAUCGUUGAAGAGGGAGAUCAUGCCGCGACUAUCACAUCUUGCAGAUACCACCAUGCAAGAUGUGCUGUUUGAAAAAGUCAUCGUUACCUUUAAUGUAGACGAGGAUUUCUGGAAAUCUGUAACCGAGAAAGCUUCUUUCGAAAGAGUGACCGUUGACCCCCAGCAGUGCGUCGUUACCAUGGGAACAGGUGCAGAGCCAGGGAUCAUUUAUUCCACGUUUGCAAAGCAGCGCAUACAUUUUUCAGUUGCAGUUAACGACAGUGAGAAGCAACGUUAUGAUGCGCCAGUGAGGGUCGAAGCUUAUGUUCAAAAAGAAGAUUUUGAUUUGUUCACGUCUUCUGAUUCUCCUGGGCCAGUGAUCCCUUUGAAUGUUGUAAUGCAGUUUUAUGACGAUGGCUAUGGCUAUGAAUUUACGUACACGCCACCUGAUGAAGGAUGUUAUCAAUUGUCUGUUACAGUAAACGGUGAACAUGUCAGAGGGAGCCCAUUCCAGUUGUCGGUGCGAUCAAAAUUUGAUUUGGUCAAAAUGUUUAAGGAGCCUGCCAACAAACCCUUAAAGUUAAAACUAAAUGGGAGUCACGUCGCUUUGAGAGUCCAAUUUCUCAAAGCAAGUUUGGAACUUGAGCUCGGAGUAAAACGUGAAUCAAAUAAGGGUGAGCAGAUCUGGGGUUGUAAGUCUCAUAGUGCCGUGACAUUUGAUCAGAAUAACGACUGGCGUUAUAAGAAAAGUUGGGGUGGCGUGUUUGGGAUGUAUCUCAGCAGGGAUAAUUGGCUGAAAGCAAGAAUGAUCAUCUGUGAUGAAGGAACAGACGAGAGGAAUAUAUUCAAGGAAAUCCUCUAUCCUGUUUAUUUACAUACCCGCGGCAAAUGGUCUCCACAGUUCGAGAAAGAAGAAGAACAAAGAAAUUCUGAACUAUGAACUGUGUUUUACAUGAUUUGUGCGUCUAGCCGUUCCAGGUUUUGAAUUUUCCGAAUUUUCUGCUAGAAAUGCUAAAGCAACACUAGAAAUGCACCACUGUUUAGAUAUUAAAGUUAAAUCUAGAAAGAAGAAAUAAGCUAAAAACACGGAAAAAAUUUAAGAGAUGAAAUAUAGAAAAUGAUAGAGAACGAUUUGAUGCUGUAUUGUUGUUACCACUAUCCCCAGGAUCAAGGUAGGGAUCAUUCUCAUGUAUUUGUUGGGAUCGAGAUUCCAAAUAUUGUGAUCGGGACGAUUUUCUGAUCUGGUAACUUUUCUUGCACCUAAGAAAUAGAUUUCACAAUGUCCAGAACUUUUUUUCUUUUUCCAAAAGUCAGACCAAAGUUAGUUCGAGCAUCAUAUUUCUCUGUCGGAACUUUUAGUUGAUUUUUGCGUUUUUUUGUGUAAAGUGCUGUCUUUCUAACUCAUAAGCCUGGCUCAUUUGAAAACAAAGAAGUCAUGCAAGCCUUAUCGUGUUUUCAUAAUGAAAAUAUACACAUGAAUAACCCUAAACGCUCGAUAAAGGGGAAGCCAAUGUUACAGGACGACUUGACAAAUUGAUCAGGAAAGAGCUAAUUGUCGUUUAGUAUUUCAUGUUUCUUCUACGAGAACCGGAACUUCUUAAGUUUUUGGUUCUUUUAAGGAUAAUUUGAUAGUUGAUGAUUUCCUUAGUCUAGUUUGUUGCACGCCCGUGCAGGCCCGUACCCAGGGGGGUGCAGGGGUUGCAAACGCACCCCCCCCCCUCCCAUAGCGGCCAAAGGUCCAUAUUCGGUUCUCAAUAGACGUGUUAUUAUUUGUAGACAAAACUAUAAAGCAUAAGCUAGAUCACUCUGGUACGAGCCAAAUCCGACAAUAAACGUCCGGUGGAGAUACUGCAAAGGCGUGGUCCUCCCCCGGAAGUAUUAGGCUCAUUUUUCCGGAUUUCGCACCCCCACCCCCACUCCCAAGAAAAAUCCUGGGUACGGGCCUGCCGUGGACCCUCUUCUUCGAUAGAUGGCCUUUUAGCGCCUAAAUCAAAAGGGUAUGUUCAGUUUCACAUACAUGGCGGAAUCGUGGUCUCUUCUUGUCGUUUCAGACAUUUUACUUGAGCAGUUUAAUCUCACAUGUUAUGAUCACCUCUGUACAUGCGCAGUUUAUUUUUAAAAGUUGCUUAAUCAUUAAUAUUAUUUUAGAGUCACCUUGACUUCUUAUUUUGUAAAUACGCUUUGACAAGAGACCAAUCCUGUGAUUUCCCACGCCCUUGAUAUUUUUCAUGAUUGUGUAGUUCCAUAAAAUAUCCAUCCCCUCCCCCUUGAGGGGAUUGGGAAUUCCGCGGUGUGGGCGUUAAAACGCCCAGGAAUUUCCAGAUGGGGGGGGGGGGUAGUAUUUUAGAGUCACCUUGACUUCUUAUUUUGUAAAUACGCUUUGACAAGAGACCAAUCCUGUGAUUUCCCACGCCCUUGAUAUUUUUCAUGAUUGUGUAGUUCCAUAAAAUAUCCAUUCCCCCCACCCACCCCCCCCCCCCUCCUUGAGGGGAUUGGGAAUUCCGGGGUGUGGGCGUUAAAACGCCCAGGAAUUUCCAGAUGGGAGGGGGAGGGGGGUAAAAUGUCCUUUUUCCUCAACAGUUACUGUAGUGGGGUAUGAAUAUUUUCUGGAACUACACAUUGGUUCAAACGUAUCCAAUUCUCCCCGUUCCCUGGGGUCUUUUGAAUUGGUUUUCUUUCAUGUGAGACGACCACAUGGAUUGCUGUCUGGUCCUAGCGUAUAAAUAUAGAAAGCCUAGAUUUGUAAUUUAUGUGCGCUGGCAUUCAGGCAAUUACAAUUAAAACCAGUUGAAAUACCA